Mustela lutreola (European mink) is the source of this 926-nucleotide messenger RNA. RefSeq names its product free fatty acid receptor 1 (gene FFAR1). Lineage: Eukaryota; Metazoa; Chordata; Mammalia; Carnivora; Mustelidae. The record is from RefSeq and is a predicted model, not a curated record. The transcript has a single exon. Gene Ontology annotation, biological process: positive regulation of cytosolic calcium ion concentration; positive regulation of insulin secretion; response to fatty acid. The coding region runs from base 1 to 900 and encodes 299 amino acids. Gene Ontology annotation, molecular function: bioactive lipid receptor activity. Gene Ontology annotation, cellular component: plasma membrane.
AUGGACCUGCCCCCGCAGCUCUCCUUUGCCCUCUAUGCGGCUGCCUUUGCGUUGGGCUUCCCACUCAACGCCCUGGCCAUUGGGGGUGCCGUGUCCCACGCCCGGCUCCGCCUCACCCCUAGCCUUGUCUAUGCCCUCCAUCUGGGCUGCUCUGACCUCUUGCUGGCAGCCUCUCUGCCCCUGAAGGCGGUGGAGGCCCUGGCCUUGGGUGCCUGGCUUCUUCCGGCCCCACUCUGUCCUGCCUUUGCUCUUGCCCACUUCGCUCCGCUCUAUGCCGGUGGGGGCUUCCUGGCUGCCCUGAGCGUCGGCCGCUACCUAGGGGCUGCUUUCCCCCUGGGCUACCAAGCUGCCCGGAGACCGUGCUAUUCCUGGGGGGUGUGUGCGGCCAUAUGGGCCCUUGUCCUCUGUCACCUGGGGCUGGUGUUUGGGUUGGAGGCUCCGGGAGGCUGGAUGAACAAUACCACCAGCUCCCUGGGCAUCAACACACCAGUCAAUGGCUCUCCAGUCUGCCUGGAGGCCUGGGACCCAGCCUCAGCGGGCCCCGCUCGCCUCAGCCUCUCUCUCCUGCUCUUCUUCCUGCCCCUGAGCAUUACAGCCUUCUGUUACGUGGGUUGCCUUCGGGCACUGGUCCGCUCAGGCCUGAGCCACAGACGGAAGCUAAGGGCAGCCUGGGUGGCCGGGGGGGCCCUGCUCACACUGCUGCUCUGCUUAGGACCUUACAAUGCCUCCAAUGUGGCUGGCUUCCUGCGCCCCAACAUGGGAGGCUGCUGGCGGAAACUGGGGCUCAUCACAGGGGCUUGGAGUGUGGUGCUCAACCCGCUGGUGACUGGCUACUUGGGAGGGGCUACCAGGAGGGUGACAAGUGUGGCAAGAACAAAAGGAGGGACAUCCCAGAAGUAGUAGCCCCUACUGGGGAGAAGGGGUAU